Molecule: messenger RNA, 1615 nt
Organism: Rhodamnia argentea
Lineage: Eukaryota; Viridiplantae; Streptophyta; Magnoliopsida; Myrtales; Myrtaceae
Product: transcription factor MYB1-like
Exons: 2
Coding region: 88-1302 (404 amino acids)
Biological process (GO): regulation of DNA-templated transcription
Cellular component (GO): nucleus
Molecular function (GO): DNA-binding transcription factor activity, RNA polymerase II-specific; RNA polymerase II cis-regulatory region sequence-specific DNA binding
Source: RefSeq, a predicted model, not a curated record
UUUCAAAACAUCAAUUUUGAAGCGCAAAAGGAAAAAAAUUAGAAGAAAAAGCUGAAGUUCUCGCUCCCCGGAGCGGACCAAGCGGCGAUGAAGCCGGUCGGUGGUACCAAAUCGAGCAUCGACGAAGAGGACCGCGCGACCGCAACGGGCACGGACGUCAAAUUGAAGGAGGAGGCUCGGCAACUCGCAGCAGAAGAAGAAGAAAUGCCGGUCGCCGACUGCGGCGGCGGCGGCGGCGGCGAGUCUGGAAUCGCCGAUGGCGGAGGCGGUAGCAGAGUGAGGGGGCCCUGGUCGCCGGAGGAGGACGCAGUGCUGACUGGACUCGUGGCUAAGUUCGGGGCGAGGAAUUGGAGCUUGAUCGCGCGUGGCAUUCCUGGACGCUCUGGCAAGUCGUGCCGGCUCCGAUGGUGUAAUCAGCUCGAUCCUAGCGUCAAGCGCAAGCCAUUCAAUGAUGAGGAGGACCUGAUCAUAAUUAAAGCUCAUGCUUUGCAUGGAAACAAAUGGGCGGCUAUAGCGAAACUCCUGCCUGGUAGAACAGAUAAUGCAAUCAAGAAUCAUUGGAAUUCUACAUUAAGGCGCAAGGGCAUAGGGCUUGGGAGGUCCCAAACCAGACCUACAGAUAUGAUGGAAGAUAGCUGGCCUGUAGAAACAAAUGCAUCUUCUGAAGAGACCAUGUCUGCAGAGGAUAGUCAAUCAAACAGGCCCCAAGAUGGAAGAGAGAUUGCCAUCGAGAAUGGACUGAAACAGAAUGAAACCGAAGCACAAAGAAGGGAUGGUCUUUCUGUUGCUGAAACAACACACAACACAGUUUCUCGGCCCCAGCCACGGGUUAGCGCAUUUAGGAUUUACAAACCAGAAAGAAACUCCUCAACUGGCUCAGGAUUUUCAAAGGAUAUGCAUGCUCAGGGACCGUCGAUGUUGGCCUUUAAAACAGAGCUUGUGGCCCACAAUUUUCUUGAUGACGCUCAUGAGGAUCUCAAGAUUCCUCCACAUUGUGGCUAUGGUUGCUGUGCUUCUCCUACUGGGUUGCAUUCUGAAAGUUCGUUGUUAGGGCCCGACUUUGUCGACUAUGAGGAACCUCCCUCCUAUUCAACCCUAGACCUGAUGUCUGUGGCCCUAGACUUGAACAAUACCGCCUGGAUUAAGACUGGCCUCGUCAACAGUGGCUCUCAAAUACCGGAGACAGGUGAAUUCCGGCGAAAAUGUCAAGGAGACACUGGUUCCUCAUACUUGGGUUUAUUUGUGCCGAAUAAAAAGACUGAGCAUACGCGCUUCGAGGAGGGAAAGGACAAGUUGGCAUGAGAGAGACAUUGCUUAACCAGAUGCAGGCCAGUCUUUUGCUGUGCCGUCCAAGGUUAAUAGUUUAAGCUGACAUUUAGUCUUCGUUUACUUUUUGGUAGUUCGAUAUGGGAGGAAGAUGAGAUUUUCAAAAGGAUGAGCUCCAUAUUUGCCUACCUGAGGCUUGAUGCAUGAAAUUCGGGAAUCUUGUUUUGUCAAUAGAUUAUCGAGAAUGGAUUUUCAUCAGUUAUAAACAUGGAAAUAUAUAUGCUUUACUUCAGAGGAUGUACAUGAAUUGGGUAAACUACAUCGAAGGAAUGACAUACAGUUAUCUUUA